AUGAAGACGAUACAAAUUGAUGAAAUUACGGGCAUCUGGUCCUAUUUACAGACGGUGGACUGGAGUGAGAGAUGGCUGUGGGGUCUUGGCGCAUUCCAUUUCUUAUGUGCUCUUUUGACAGCAGUCACCAAAUCUCGAGGCACAUUACAAUCCAUACAUUUUGUAUUGUUGGUUUAUUCAGCUGAAAUUAUCAAUGAAUGGGCUUCAAAAAAUUACAGAUUAUUUUCUAAGGAACAAUAUUUUGACAGCCGUGGCCUCUUCAUUUCGAUUGUAUUCUCAGUUCCAAUUUUAUUGAACUGUUUGAUUAUUGUGAUGCUCUGGCUGUGGAAUGUUGGUAAUUUCAUUUCCAAAGUAAAAAGGUUGAAGUACAAACAGCAGGCAAGGGCCCAGAGCCUAAAAAAUAGCGGCAACACCAGUAGCAGCAACUCUGAUGCUAAAGAGACUAAAAAGGUGAAAUGA
This is a messenger RNA of Acanthosepion pharaonis, 459 nucleotides long. NCBI's taxonomy places the organism in Eukaryota, Metazoa, Mollusca, Cephalopoda, Sepiida, Sepiidae. The record is from the annotation of a GenBank genome assembly.